AUGUGGACCAAUAUCAGUUCUGCCCCCUUUUUGUUGACUGGCUUCCCAGGUCUAGAGGUUUUUCAUCAAUGGAUCUCCAUCCCCUUCUUUGUAGUCUACUUCUCUGUGCUUCUAGGCAAUGGUACGCUUCUCUAUCUCAUUAAAGAUGACCACAGUCUCCAUGAACCCAUGUACUACUUUUUAGCCAUGCUGGCAAGUGCAGACCUCAUGGUGACACUGACCACCAUGCCUACUGUCAUGGGCGUAUUGUGGAUGAAUUACAGGAAGAUAAAUCACACAUCAUGCUUCUUGCAGGCCUAUUUUAUCCACUCUCUUUCCAUUAUAGAAUCAGGCAUCUUACUGGCAAUGGCCUAUGACCGUUUUAUUGCUAUACGGAAUCCUUUGAGAUACACAUCUAUUCUCACGAGUACGUGGUUGGUAAAGAUAGGUGUGGGUGUAUUUAUGAGGGGGUUUGUCUCCAUCAUGCCUGUAAUCAUUCGCCUUUUCUCCUUCUCAUAUUGCCGCUCUCAUAUUCUCUCCCAUGCUUUCUGUCUUCACCAAGAAGUCAUGAAACUGGCUUGUGCUGAUAUCACCUUCAACAGGAUCUACCCUGUAGUUCUCGUCUCUCUAACAGUCUUUCUAGAUGUUCUGAUAAUUCUCUUCUCCUAUAUUCUAAUUCUUAAAACUGUCAUGGGCAUCGCCUCUGGUGAAGAGCGAGCCAAGGCCCUCAAUACCUGUAUUUCCCACAUUGGUUGUGUUCUUAUCUUCUAUGUUACAGUGAUUGGUCUGUCAUUUAUUCACCGGUUUGGGAGGAAUGUGCCACAUGUAGUUCACAUUAUAAUGAGCUAUGUCUACUUCCUCUUCCCUCCCUUAAUGAACCCUAUCAUCUAUAGCAUCAAGACCAAGCAAAUUCAAAAUGGUAUUAUCCGCCUUUUGUCCAAACACAGAUUUAGCAGUUAA
Elephantulus edwardii (Cape elephant shrew) is the source of this 939-nucleotide messenger RNA. Its product is annotated as olfactory receptor 51B2-like. The coding region runs from base 1 to 939 and encodes 312 amino acids. Gene Ontology annotation, cellular component: membrane. Gene Ontology annotation, biological process: G protein-coupled receptor signaling pathway. The record is from RefSeq and is a predicted model, not a curated record. Gene Ontology annotation, molecular function: G protein-coupled receptor activity; olfactory receptor activity. The transcript has a single exon. NCBI's taxonomy places the organism in Eukaryota, Metazoa, Chordata, Mammalia, Macroscelidea, Macroscelididae.